UAAAUCUUUUAGUGCUUGACUUAAGCUUUCAGCUGCUUUAGAUGACUCUGAGGAAAGCCAAUGAACUUCUCUGAGGAGUAAACACACAUUGUCAGGAUGUCUACUGAUCCCGAGACAGUCGCCAAGAAGUCCGACGAACCCGGGUCAUGUCGAGGAAAGCCUUCAGAUUCUGUCCGUUCUGAGAGAAAGCCCAACACUGAAAUGGCCCUGAAUGGAAGUGAGACGAACCAGAUCCUCUCCACUGCUCGGCCUGGCACCUGCAGAAAAAAGGCGGCAACGAUCAUCUUCACCCUGAGAAACGAAGUGAGCGGUCUUGUUAAAGCUCUUAAGCUUUUCCAGGAAAAACACGUCAGCCUCGUUCACAUCGAGUCCCGCAAGUCCAAGCGAAGGGAUUCAGACUUUGAGGUCUUCGUAGACUGUGAUUCAGAGCACGAACAGCUGAAGGAGCUGACGGAGUUGCUGAGGAAGCACACGGAGAUUGUUGAGAUCACGCCGUCUGAUGCCGCUCUGCGUGAUGACGGUGUGGAUUGUAUGCCCUGGUUUCCCAAGAAAAUCUCUGACUUGGAUCUGUGUGCCAACAAGGUUCUGAUGUACGGCUCUGAGUUAGACGCAGAUCACCCCGGAUUCAAAGACAAAGUGUACAGGAAAAGAAGAGAAUAUUUUGCUGAUUUGGCUUUGAACUUCAAACACUGUAAUCCUAUUCCUCGCGUGGACUACACAGCGGAGGAGGUGCGCACCUGGGGCAUGGUGUUCAGGGAGCUCAACAAGCUGUAUCCCAGCCACGCCUGUAAGGAGUACCUGAAGAACCUCCCGUUGCUGACCAAACACUGUCAAUACAGCGAAGAUAACAUCCCUCAGCUGGACGAUGUUUCACACUUCCUCAUGGAGUGCUCAGGUUUCACCAUUCGGCCCGUGGCAGGCUAUCUCUCCCCACGAGACUUCCUGGCAGGCCUGGCUUUCAGAGUGUUUCACUGCACUCAGUACGUCCGCCACAACUCGGAGCCGCUGUACACACCUGAGCCGGACACGUGCCAUGAGCUGCUGGGUCACGUUCCUCUGCUGGCAGAGCCCAGCUUCGCCCAGUUCUCCCAGGAGCUCGGUUUAGCAUCGCUCGGCGCUUCAGAUGAAGAUGUUCAGAAACUUGCCACGUUGUAUUUCUUCACCGUGGAGUUCGGUCUGUGUAAGCAGGAUGGGAAGCUAAGAGCCUACGGAGCUGGACUCCUCUCUUCUGCCAGUGAGCUCAAGCACGCUCUGUCUGGCCGGGCCAACAUCCUUCCAUUUGACCCCGUACUGACCUGCCACCAGGAGUGCAUGAUAACCACUUUCCAAAAGGCUUACUUUGUUGCAGAAAGUUUUGAAGAAGCCAAGAACAAAAUGAGGGAGUUUGCCCGGACUCUUAAGCGUCCGUUCACAGUGCACUACAACCCGUACACCCAGAGCGUGGACAUCCUGAAGGACACCAGCAACAUCAACAGCAUGGUGAAAGACAUUCGRCACGAGCUGGACAUCGUGGAAGAGGCCCUGAGCCGUCUCUGCAAGCACCAGAGAAACUGAAGAGUCGGCACCAUCUCAUGAAAGUCUGCAUAGGAAAUCAAACCCACUUAACUGUGUUACUGUGGUUAGCUUUGGUCAUCUAAAGCCACAAACUUAGAUUUAGACAUUAAAAAACAUGCUGUGUAGUAAAGCCAGAACACUGAAAACCAUGCAGUUUCGGUAGAAAAAUAGAUUUAGGUUUUUAAAUACACAUUGUUUUGUGUAGGGUUUGAAAAAAUACACAUUUAGGUCAAGGCAGUGUGAGGAUCUGUGCUUGAUUUCCCUUUUUUGUGAGUUUCUCUAUUUACCUCCUGUAUUUACAUCCCUCUCCACUCUGGCUCCGCCCACAUUUACAUGAUCCUUGUUUUUUCCUCAGGUGUGGCUUGUUACCCCUUUGUUAGCUUCUCUUUAUUUGGUGUUUUGUCUCCUUCCCUGUCAGACCUUUGUACCUUCUAAGGCCCGUUUAGGUUUGUUCACCAUGUUUUGUGAUAAAGUUCUUCUACUUUGUCAGCGUUUUUCUUUUUAAUAAAUCGUUUUUGUUUUAA
Austrofundulus limnaeus is the source of this 2078-nucleotide messenger RNA. RefSeq names its product tryptophan 5-hydroxylase 1. The record is from RefSeq and is a predicted model, not a curated record. The coding region runs from base 97 to 1554 and encodes 485 amino acids. Gene Ontology annotation, biological process: aromatic amino acid metabolic process; serotonin biosynthetic process. Gene Ontology annotation, cellular component: neuron projection. Lineage: Eukaryota; Metazoa; Chordata; Actinopteri; Cyprinodontiformes; Rivulidae. The transcript has 11 exons. Gene Ontology annotation, molecular function: tryptophan 5-monooxygenase activity; iron ion binding.